Temnothorax curvispinosus is the source of this 2854-nucleotide messenger RNA. RefSeq lists its product as uncharacterized. The transcript has 4 exons. NCBI's taxonomy places the organism in Eukaryota, Metazoa, Arthropoda, Insecta, Hymenoptera, Formicidae. Bases 718 to 1128 code for a protein of 136 amino acids. The record is from RefSeq and is a predicted model, not a curated record.
UCGAUCGACACCCUCGACAGUUUUUCGCAGGACGCUUGUUGCUUCUAUACACGAGCGACGAAUGUAAACUCGCCCUACCGCGAGUUUUUUCACGCGUCUUGACAUCGCUCGGUUGCGUUUUGUUUCGAUCAUCAUCUGUUUGUUCCUUGUUUGUCACGGAAUAAAUUACGUUAAAAUUGUCAUCUCGGUGUGGAUGAUUUUCGAUAAACGUUGAUUGCUAACUAAUCAAUUAAUGAUAAAUGUAAACACCAGUUAAUGAUUCUUAUCGUCCAGAAUCCAAAUCCUGUGAAGCAUUCAACUGAUUUAUAAAAAAAUUAUUACAAAAUUAAUUUAUUAUAAAUAAUUUUCAUCUGAGUUUUAUUUUAUUUGGUAUCACUGUAAACUUUGGUCAACAAUUGGUUGAAAAUCUUUUCAUCGUUCCAAAGACUGACAAUCGACCGGCGACAACAGUCUUGUAAAAACGCAAAUGCGUCACGAAUCUCAGGCGUUCUCGAAGAAUUGUGGCACAUCCGCACCGUCUUCGUCUUAAUCGGAAAAAAUAUACGGAUGAAUUUUAUUUUACGUGUCUUGUGUGGUCGGACAAGCCUGGAAUUUUCUUCCCGUCUUCUCCAAUUCUCGCAGAAAGCCGCGUCGUGAAUCGUUAAUUGCCCCUCCAAUGAGCGAGUGCUACCUAUCGCUUGUUUCAAGGUGUCUCGCGAGGAACUCAGCAAAGCAACAAUGAAGUCCGAGAGGAAUAAUGGCUACCUAGCUUCGACCGUCGUUAUCGAACAAUCGGCUGAUUUGCCGGAAUCGACUAGUCAAGAUAGUAUAUCUACUCCGAAUUCUCUUCAAGUAACUUAUGGGUCACGGGGUGGAACUACCACAUCCGUUCUUCAGCAUCCGAUUAAGCCACAGAGGCCGAUCGGUGUGACACGUGUUACCUCAAUCACACGAAGACGAAGAGGAACAGUGAGUAGGCAACGUUUACUCGGUGUAUUAGCCAUCACUCUGCUGGCUACUUGCCUGUUUAUACUUCUAUUACUGGCAUUAAACACCACUCGCGAAUGCGUUCGAGAGCCUCAUCCAAACGUUUGUAUGACAGAAGAAUGCGUCCAAACAGGUAUAUUUUUAAAAUUUACAUAUACUUAACAAUAAAAAUAUUAUUUUCCGCUCGUUUGAAUCAAAGGCUAUAUGAGGGGUAGGACCAGUAUACGAGCAUUAAUCGAUGUUACAAAAAUUUUAACUUGUAUCAAGAUUUAUUAAAUUGACGUUUUGUACCAUACUCGGACUUCAUCAGAAUUGUCAAUUAAGCAAAUAAUUAAUAAACUAACAUAUAUCGGGGUCAAAUCGCAAUCAAUCAAACAUGGAGAAGUACCGCAAUCACAAAGUCAAAAAACUUGAAACAUUAUAGAACGCUUUUUUCGCAAGUCAAUCAUGCUCCAGUUAAAUUUCUGUUUUUAUUAAGUAUCAUCGUCCCGUGGAGACCCAUGCAAGUCCACAAUUUCAAAAGGUACCAUACAUUUCUGGGCCAACUUAGUGGCAACUGAAUAAAUGUAUUUAGAUAAGAUGAUAUAAUAUCGACUCAAUAAAAUAAAUUAAAAUUAAAACAGAGACUUACAUAAAUGUUCAGAGAUGACGGGAACUAUGACAGGCAAUAAUUAUGGCAUCGGUAUAACACGUCUGAUCUGCGCGAAGAAUCAUCGUGAACUGAGAGAGGAAUGAACUUGACACGAGGACAAAGAAUGUUUGCAAUUACCUGACCGUGGAAAGUUCGUUUAAAACAUCAAAAUAAACUUCGUCCAAUAAUUCGGUUUCUUUGUUAGAGUUAAUCCCGUUUGUUUGCUCUUUGAUAUGUAUCAUUUCAGAGAUCAUUCGUUUUUAAUAAUUCGGUUCAUAAUCUAAGAUACAUGUAUUAUCCCAGUCAAAGAUGUGAUUAUAAUUUAAAAUAUGAUCUGUUAUCACCGAAUGCUUGGAUUCAUUCAGUCUGAUGUUAUACUUAUGUUCUCUAAUUCUAGUCUGAAGCUUUCUUUUCGUCUGAUGUACGAUGCAUCGCAGUUUUUGCAAUCAAUCUUGUAUAUUACAUUAUUGUUCAUAAACAACGAGUUCUUGUCUUUUUGGACCCUGAUGAUACUACUAAGUUUGUUCAAGAUACGGUACCCCAUGGAUAAUAUGCAUGAUUUAUCUAUUUUCGAGGCAAUUAAUUCCGAGAUUGAUUUGAUAUAUGGAAGAACAAUGAAAUUCUUUUUUUGUUGUGUUUCUGUUUCUUCCGUGCUACCGUUCAAAGAUUGGUUGAUAAGUUUUUUCAAUCUCCGAUUGAUAUGGGUAAAUAUUAAAUCCAUAGGGUAGCCGUUCUCAAUCAAAUUGUUAAUAAUAAACACUAAAAUCUUUUCGUAAAAAUUCGGAUGGGAUAACUUGAUUGCUCUAUCUACCAAACUAUAUAUAGUCCUGAGUUUGUGUUGUAUGGGAUGAUUAGAAUAAAACGACAAAAAUCUUCCCGAAAACGUUUUUUUGUGAACCAAUCAGUGACAAUCAUGUCACCCUUACAAUCCCUUACAAUCUCUUACAAUCAAUUUCACGUCUAAAAAACUAAUGCUUCUAUUUUCCUCGUAUUCAAUAGUGAAUUUAAUUCUAUCAUGGUAAUUAUUGAAUCUACUAAAUAUGUCAAAAACAUUCUCCCUCCGGACCGUAUACUGGUCCUACUCCUCAUAUAGCCUUUACAUAUACUUACCUGUAAUAUUUAAUUUUUUAUCUAUAAUUUGCAGUACAAUAUUAGAAGUAUCAUUAUUCAAAGAACACAAAGAACAACGCAAAAGAAAUCUACAAGUCAUCUAAAAUGUAUUUUUUUUACAAAAUUUCUAAUUAUUUAUUCCGACUG